This is a messenger RNA of Lolium perenne, 2245 nucleotides long. The record is from RefSeq and is a predicted model, not a curated record. Lineage: Eukaryota; Viridiplantae; Streptophyta; Magnoliopsida; Poales; Poaceae.
GGAGUGUCACUGACUCACUGUGUCCGCAGCGAUGGGGCGCGGCACGCCGGUGCGGUGGCCGCGGGUGCUGGCGCCGGCGCACCUGGCCGGAGCCAUCCGCCGCCAGAAGAACCCGCGCGAGGCCGUGCACCUGUACGACGCCGCGCCGCGCUGGUACCCGCGCUCCUCCUACCGCCACAGCGACGCCGUCCACGCCACCCUCCUCGCCGCCGCCGCCUCCUCCCCGACGCUGCUCCCCUCCCUCCUCCGCCGCGUCCUGCGCCGCUCCCCCUCCGCCGACGCCCUCCUCGCCUCCUCCAUCCCACACCUCCCACCCCCCGCCGUACUCUCCCUAUUCCGCUCCUCGCUCCCAGCCUCACCCGCCCCGUCCUGGUCGCUCUCCUUCUCCGCCACCCUCCGCCGCCUCCUCUCCCGCGGCCAUCUCCCCGAGGCCGCCAGGCUCCUCCAAGACUUCCAGGGCUGCCCCGAGUUAUCCAUAUCGUCCGAGGACCUCACCACGCUCAUCACAGAGCUCUGCCGCGUCAACCGCCCUGACCUCGCGCUGCAGGUGCUCGAGGAAAUGCCGAACCAGUGCCUCGCACCAGAAAGAGGCGCCUACCGCGCGAUCGUCCCCGCGCUCUGCGACGCCGGCAUGCUCGACGAGGCCACGCACGUCGUCUACUCCAUGCUGUGGCGCGUGUCGCAGCGGGGCUGCGACGGGGACGUCGUGGUGUACCGGGCGUUGCUGGUCGCGCUCUGCGCGGCUGGCCGGGGCGAACUGGCGGAGCAGGUGCUCGAUAAGGUUAUCAGGAAGGGGCUGAGGACGCCGGGUAGCAGGCGCUCUCUUCGUGUGCCGAUGCUUGCGGUGCUUAGCAUCGAGGAUGCCCGAGUAGCCAUUGACCGGGCGCUGGUCGUACGAGGUGGGCGCACUGUUUCGAGCUUUGAAUCUUUGAUCCUUGAUCUCUAUGACGAGGGGCGGUUGAAUGAGGCGGGCAAUUUGUUUCGGGACAUGGGCAAGAAGGGGUUCAGGCCGACGAUAUGCAUGUAUGAAGCCAAGAUCACUGCCUUGUGCAGGGAACAGAGGGUAGAUGAUGCAAUCAAGGUGCUGGAGGAGGAGUUGGCCAACAAUGGCCUCGUUCCCACUGUGACAACGUAUAACUUGUUAAUCAAGGGUCUCUGUGAUAGUAUGCAAUCUUUAAGGGCUCUCAGAUACCUUAAAAGGAUGGACAAGCAGCUUGGGUGUGUAGCUGGAAAGGAGACUUUCUCUAUCUUGGUCAGGGGCUUGUGUUCAGAAAGCCAGUUUGUCGAGGCGGCAGGGGUUAUGGAGAGGAUGGUGAAGAGCCGCCAUCGUCCUGACAGAAGCGAAUUCAGCAAUGUUAUUGAAGGUUUAUGUUCUGUUGGCAGAACAUAUGAUGCAUUGCUAUGGUUGGAGGAGAUGAUUGACCAUGGAGAAACACCUGAUGUCCAUGUUUGGUCGUCUUUGGUUUCAUCAGCUUUAGGAGUAGCAGAAACAGCUACUAUGUGAGAAUUAGGACUGACACAGCAUUAUUCUUGAAGCACACUGAAGACAAAAACAAAAGAAUUGGCUGUGAUGUAUUUAACGCAGAUGAAAAAAGGCAGUAUUGGGCCUGUGGAGAUUAGCCUGAACUGCUUGCGAGUUUUUAUGAGUAGGAAGAGGAGGGGAAUCGAGCUUGCUACGUUGUGCCAGCUAGCACCAGGGGAAUCGAGCUUGCUACUUAUUUUUCUGUUUUCAUCUGAUACAUGUUUGAUGAACUGUGGAACUGCCAUCACAUUGAAACCAUGGUGCUGUUGUGGACGUGGUUAUGGCAGGUUGGAACCAUAUUAGUGGCGCCAAAGGAAAAAAGAAGAUCCGACGGAGAGGAAAUAGUGUCUGGGCUUCUUUUAUGGCACUGCCGUGGGAUUAUUGGCAGCUGCGCUGGCCCUCUUCUAUGGCUGAAACAUGCCUUCGGUGUACAUAGUCUGAGGCCUUUCUCUGCUCGGCUGAUGUGUUGCAAAUGGAUACGGUCACUUGGCAUGCAAUCCUCAUGAUAAAUCUGAUGUUUGGUUCAUUUUUACAGUUUAUGCUGGUGCAUGUGCGAGGAGUUGUAGAGCUGCACAAAGUAUCAGUAGCGUCACCCUAUGCCAGGUGUACCAUGUCGUCAAUGUAGAGCUGGAUGCUGUCAUGUAGACAGACCAAGUCCCAAACUUUGUUUCGGGUGUAGCUUGGUUGUUUUGAGCAAGCUUAAUAAAAGAACAGUUCCGAUCA